Messenger RNA from Lycium ferocissimum, 627 nucleotides. Its product is annotated as acylsugar acyltransferase 3-like. The transcript has a single exon. The record is from RefSeq and is a predicted model, not a curated record. Lineage: Eukaryota; Viridiplantae; Streptophyta; Magnoliopsida; Solanales; Solanaceae. Bases 1 to 627 code for a protein of 208 amino acids.
AUGGCGAGAAGGUACCGUAUCUCGUCCUCCAGGGUGAACAAACUGAAGGAUGCCGUUACAACGAACUCACACGUGCAGAAUCCAACACGUGUUGAAGUUGCAACGGCACUCCUUCAUAAAUGUGGAGUGACUGCAGCAGCGAUGGCUAGUGAGUCAGGCACGCUCCGACCCUCUUUAUUGUGCAAUGCGAUAAGAUUACGUCCAACGCUGCGCCAGAUGAACACCAUAGGUAAUCUUGUUACUUACCUUGUCUCAUUUGCAGCUACGGAAGAUGACAUACAAGUGCCUAAUUACGUUGCUCUACUACGCAAGGCGAAAUAUGAAUUUCAAGACAAGUUUAAGGCUAAUAUGAAUAAUCCAAAUGAGGUGCUAGACUCUCAUACACAUGAAAAAAUUAAAUUUGGUAAAAAUAUAAUUGAGGGGCAUAAACCUGAUUUGUAUUUCUGUACAAGCUUGUGCAAUUUCGCGGUAUACGAUGCAGCUGAUUUUGGAUGGGGCAGGCCUGUAAGAGUGACUGUACCGGGUCGUCGAGAUCCAGAGAACUACUUGUAUUUCAUGGAUGACCCGAGUGGAGAUGGCAUAGAUGCGGUAGUCACAUUGAGAGAGAAAGACAUGCCAUUUUCUUGA